AUGCUUACCAGACCCAUAAUAGGAGCUCGUCUGCUUGGACUCCGGCCGUCUUUUGCAUUGCAAUUAGCCAGGCCAUUGCUGCUCAAACCCAAUUUUUCCAAAUUCAAAAAAAUCGAGCAGCCUCCAGGUCACAUAGUGGGAACAGUCAACGAUGCGUAUAAAAUCCCAUUGGUUAGCCACUACGAAGGAAGCUACCACUGGACAUACGAGAGAAUUCUUGCCAUGUCUCUUUUGCCGCUUUCGGUUUUCCAGUAUGGCGCUGGCUGUGACUAUCCCUUAGUGGACACGGCGUUUUGCUUGACUUUGCUUUUCCACGCCCACUCAGGCUUCAAGUCGUGCAUCAUUGACUAUAUUCCCGAGCGGGUCUAUGGUUUCUGGCACCUUGCGGCAUCGCGGUUGUUGUCUUUGGGCUCGUUUGUGGCCAUGUACGGAAUCUAUGUUCUUGAGACGACGGAGAACGGACUUUUCGACUUGGUGAGUCGCGUAUGGGGCGCCUAG
Messenger RNA from Clavispora lusitaniae ATCC 42720, 498 nucleotides. RefSeq names its product Sdh4p (gene SDH4). Gene Ontology annotation, molecular function: succinate dehydrogenase (quinone) activity; heme binding; ubiquinone binding. NCBI's taxonomy places the organism in Eukaryota, Fungi, Ascomycota, Pichiomycetes, Serinales, Metschnikowiaceae. Gene Ontology annotation, biological process: mitochondrial electron transport, succinate to ubiquinone; tricarboxylic acid cycle. Gene Ontology annotation, cellular component: mitochondrial envelope; membrane. The record is from RefSeq and is a predicted model, not a curated record.